AUGGAGAAUUACGACGUGAAGUUUCUCUACAGCUAUGGCGGCGAGAUCCACCACCGCCCCAACGACAAGAAGAUUUCCUACGUCGGCGGCCACAACAAGCUCCACUACGUUAACCGUGGAAUCGACUUCACCGCCAUGCUCGCUGAACUCUCCGCCAUCUUUCACGCCGCCGGUGACAUCCAUUUCAAGUAUCAGCUCUCCGGCGAUGACUUCGACGCCCUAAUAUCCGUCACCAGCGACAGCGGCCUAAACAGCCUGAUGCUUGAGUAUGAUAACCUCUACAGAGAUUCCCCUAAAACCGCUCGGAUGAGAUUAUUCAUAUUCCCUGGUAACGGUCCUGAUUCUGCGUCCACCCAACCUUUUCCAGCUAAACUGAAAUCCAAAGUCAACGGCGGUGCUGUUGCGCCUCUGCAAAUUAUGCCGGUGAAGUUCCAAGAUCUGCCACCAGUUAACAAUUUUAAUACCUCAAACCGGGUGUUGGAUUCGGAUCCAAAAGUGAAUCGACCGGUCGAAGAUUCCGGUUCUUCCCGUUUGAAUAGUCCGUUACCUGCUUUACAGUAUUGUUUUCAUCAGCUUCAGAGGUGA
Arachis duranensis is the source of this 585-nucleotide messenger RNA. RefSeq lists its product as uncharacterized. The transcript has a single exon. The coding region runs from base 1 to 585 and encodes 194 amino acids. Gene Ontology annotation, molecular function: protein binding. Lineage: Eukaryota; Viridiplantae; Streptophyta; Magnoliopsida; Fabales; Fabaceae. The record is from RefSeq and is a predicted model, not a curated record.